Messenger RNA from Trypanosoma conorhini, 1434 nucleotides. RefSeq lists its product as uncharacterized. Bases 1 to 1434 code for a protein of 477 amino acids. The record is from RefSeq and is a predicted model, not a curated record. The transcript has a single exon. Lineage: Eukaryota; Euglenozoa; Kinetoplastea; Trypanosomatida; Trypanosomatidae.
AUGAGUGAGUUGGGUGAUAUCCUUAACACGGCUCAGGUUGCGAAGCACUAUGAGACCAUUCAGUUUCUGACGUCGCAUCCAAAUGUGGAGUACACCCUGCUGCAGCUGGAUUUUUUGAUUCCUCGCGGCGCCUCACUGCAGCGCUUUCCAGUGGCGUGGCGGGAGUACAUGGAGGCGGGAAGCUGCUCCAACCACUGCAUUGAGGUCUACCACCGCCCCGUGGACGCCCUGGGAGGCAGUGCGGCGGGUGACAUGGGGGAUGUGGCGGUGGAGGUCAAAACGGAACUUGUGCUUGUCUGUCGACGGCCGGAGCUGCACAGCCUGGAAGAGCUCGCACGGUUGUUGCAGUCUCCUGCCAUGUUGCCGGACACCGAGGGAUGCGUGGCGCUUCAUACGGGUCAGGUGAUUCUGCAAGAGCGGCUGCUGAAGGAGUCACAGCAGCGGGGUUUACUUUAUUACUUUCCCGAUAAUUACAUCAAGGCCCGUGAGCACCGAUUGGCCAAAGGGAAACGAGGGUUCUCCGGCGUCGGCGAAGCAUUGAAUGCGUUUUUGCGCAGCGAUGAAGCGGAUGCGUUGCUGGGCGCUGACGGUCAAAUAGGGCAGUUGGAACUUCCUGCGGGUGUGGUGGCUCAGUCGAUGUUGUACACGCGUCGUGGGGUGCCGGUGCGAAGCAAAAACAGCAUUCCCACUCGUUUCAAUGUGGGUGAGCGUGCCUUGGUGGUGGUUGAGCGGGCGGCGUCUGCGAACCAUGGCUCCCCCGUGCCUGUGAGCGCCCCGGCGUUGCGGGCCUCGCUGGGUCUGGCCACGGGAAACGCCGGCGGUGCUGCGCCGCUGGAUGUGCGCGUGAAGGCGUCGCGGAGUUCGGGUGGGGGUCAGCGGAGUUUCAUGGAUAUCCGGGCGCAGGCGAAGGGCAGGGUGACCCUUUCUCUCUUUCUCGACGACCGGGAAACGAUUGUGCCGGUGGAGGUCAUGGACGAGGUGGUGUCCAUGCCGGGGGUGAUGAUUGGGCGGGAGCCGCUUCCCGCGCUCCCGGUCCCAGAGGACAUCUGCGUCAAUGACCCCGCGCUCUGGGGCGGCGGGGCCCCCGACGCCGACCCCAAACACGCGGAGCCGAAGCGACUGGGGCGCGGCGUGGCUGGCGCGACGCUCUCGUGGUGGCUGAGUCCUUCCCCUGCGGUGCUGAAGGUGCGCGAUCUUACGGCACCGGACGGCGAGAUUAUGGCCGCCGCGUCACGCGCCGUGUGGAUUCCGCACCAGACGGAUGAGGUCGCACUGCGGGUUGUAAGAAAAACACUGCGGGAGCAGCACGCCGCGGAGACGGCGCGACGAAGUCGCCGGAAGCGCAGCCGGGCCCGUGAAUUGCGGAAUUGUCACAUGCUUCACUUCGGCUUUGACGCCUUGGUGCCCUUUGGCGGCGAACCGCAGGACCGCUAG